Molecule: messenger RNA, 1692 nt
Organism: Podospora anserina S mat+
Lineage: Eukaryota; Fungi; Ascomycota; Sordariomycetes; Sordariales; Podosporaceae
Exons: 5
Biological process (GO): proteolysis
Molecular function (GO): serine-type exopeptidase activity; dipeptidyl-peptidase activity
Source: RefSeq, a predicted model, not a curated record
CAGGGUGAUAAAGCCCACAGCACCUGUCAUGUCACAGAGAGCUUUCUGGUGUUGAUUUGGCCUCCAACCACGUCAGCCUUCACUAUGAAGAUACCCACGAAUACAGUGCUCCCAUUUGCAGCAUGGGCUGCACCGAGAGCAUCAAUCAAGGGCGUGCCGGACGUUCUGACCAAGUCUGCCCAAGACGUCAUCCAGGCCGCUGGCGCCAGCGCAUCUUGCGAGUGGUUCACCCAACCGAUAGAUCACAGCAACCCUGAGCUUGGAACAUGGCAGCAAUUAUAUUGCGUAAACCCUGCCAAAUGGGGAGGCCCCGGGUCGCCUGUGGUUCUCAUGACCCCUGGCGAGACCCCAAUCUGGGGGUCCAUCACGCCUAGCCGAGGUUACAGCUUUCUGGAUAACACAACGAUGACCGGAUUAUACGCACAGGCCAUUGGGGCGGCAACCGUUGUGAUCGAGCACCGAUACUUUGGCGGAUCUUCGCCAUACGAUGGCUUCGAUGCCGAGACUCUACAGUAUCUCACAAUGGACCAAGCAGCCAUGGACAUGGUCAACUUUGCCCAGAAUGUUGUCUUCCCUUUCGAAGACGGCAAAACAAGUGUGGCUACCAAGGUGCCGUGGGUUUGGUUUGGGACAUCCUACGCGGCAACGCUGGGCAGCUGGAUUGAACACACCUAUCCUGGCGUGUUUUACGCGUUCCAUCUUAGCAGCGCUAUCGUGCAAGCAAACACCGAGAACUGGUACUACUACGACACUAUCCGAAAAGGAAUCGAUUCUUACAGGGGAGACACACGCUGCACUGUUGCGUUGAAUGAGGUUUCAGAAUAUGUCGACAAGUACUUGCUGGCUUCGAACCGGAACGAGACGGAAGUGCAGGCGCUCAAGCUAUUGUUCGGUGCGUCAUUCCCGAUUGAGGAUGACGACUUUGCCUAUGCUAUUGCGACGCCGUUCCGCUACUGGCAAGAAACCAACGGUUACCGCGAUAUCUUGGAGAUGUGCGAUGCUAUCGUCGGCUCAAAUGAGUCGGAAGAAAACGACGUUCUGGGAACUGUUCCUGGCUCUGUCGGGAACUACGCUGCAUACUUUAGGAUGAAUUUCAGACAGUCAACUUGCGAGUAUCUCAACACCUGGGGACAGGAGGAUCCCCUCUGGUGCCUCAACACACAUUACGAGUGGAAUCCCUAUUUCAUUGCGAGAACCCUCGGGAACCCUUGGCGCACCUGGUACUGGUUCUUGUGCAAUGAGCCGAUUGCAUCCUGGGCCACAGGUGCACCAAAGGAGUCGCUCUCGAUGGUGUCACGAAAAAUUGAUGCUCAGUACUGGCAAAGACAGUGCGAGCUUCACUUCCCGGCUACACAUGGCGAGAAGUAUGGCAGCGCCAAGGGCAAGACACCUACCACUCUGAACGAAGAGACUGGUGGCUGGCUGCGGAACUCGACGCGUGUGAUCUGGACGAGCGGAGGAACGAGCAUGUCCAGCGAAAUCCGAACAGGCGGUGUGCUGCAGUCCACCGACAGCGUUUCGGUCUUCCUCAUCAAGAACGCUGUGCACGGCGAUGACGCAUUCACCACUCGUGCGCUUGGGAACCUCAACAUUAAGCCUAACCCAGAGGUUGUGAAGGUGCAGGAGCAGUCUGUUUUGAUUGUGAAGAAGUGGGUGGCUGAGUAUUAUGCGAAGCAGAGCAGCCAGAAAUAG